UUUGAGCACUCAUUGAAUGCAUUGACUGUUUGACAGACAUUGAGUCACAACUUAUUGAUCACAACAUCAACAGUCAAGAAGUGGACAUCAAUUAAGACAUCAUUUUGGACACCGAUUGUCAACAAACAACACUUCCAACCAUGACUUCAACACUUCAACGAAACAAAACUCAGUCAAAGACAUGUCAAUUACAACAACAACAACAACUGUUUCCAAUGACAGUGACUUCUGAACAAAUGUCACUCAAUUAUAUGAAACGUUUGACUGCAGUGGCCAUCAGUAAUAUCUUGUAUUUGCGUAAUGUAUUUACCGAAGACUGUUACGGACACCGAAAACUGGAUCAAUUGAAACUCAGGAUUCUUACUGAACGAUGCAAUACAGGGGCCGCCAAACAAAUGGUUCAAUGGGUUAAAGGCUGUUUCGAUGCAAUGGAGAAGAAAUACCUGAAACAACUGACAUUAGGACUCUUCACGAAUCCCGACGAUCCCGAAGAGCUCAUCGAAGCCUAUACUUUGCGAUACUCUUAUGACAAAUGCAAUCAAAUUAAUUGCAAUCUCUUGAUGACUAAAAAUCGAAACGAAAGGUCUCUAAUCAGCGAACAGUCAGAGAAUCAAGAGUUGCGACACUCGACGAUCCAAUUGUUGCGUUCACUUAUAAUUAUGGUUCAAAGUCUUGACAAAUUACCAGAAGAUUGUUACCUAACAAUGAAACUCUUGUAUUACGACGACAUUACUCCUAAAGACUACGAACCGCAGGGAUUUGUGGCUUCAGAGACGGAUUCGUUUUCAUUUUUUGGUAAACCUAUUAGUAUAAAUGCUGGUGAGGUGACCACUCCGUGGCACGCACUCAAACUCAAGAUAAGGACAAAUCAGGAACAGUUCCAAGAGUUCUCACAACUUAACUCACAGGACAAGGAUAUCAAUAAUAAUAGUCAAGAUUUGGGCGAUGAAUGUACUCCACUUGACAUUGAAAUUAUCAACAAUAAUGCUAUCGAUUCAUCACCAAUGAAAUCAAUUGGUUUGUUUGGUAAUAAAAACAAAGACUCAAAUCAAUUAUCAAAAUGUGUUAACAAAAAUGUCAAUGAAGUUAAACCUAAUGAAGACAUCUCAUCUCACAAGUCAUCGUAUGUGUCAAACAAUGAUAAUGUGAUUUCAAAGAUCAAAGAGUUGAGUGUUGAAGACGACUCAUCCAAACGCAAACUCGACUUCGAGGUAACACAGGAUUCAAUGUUCAACGCUGUGGCCAAAAGUUCAAAGAGAUUCAAAUCGAGUAAAACAGUUAGACAUUUGUCAUUAAAAAACUAAUUGUAAGUUAAUAUAUCGUAUUCGUGUAACACAUUUAACUAAUAUUAUAUAUAAACUAAUUUAUGACU
Molecule: messenger RNA, 1372 nt
Organism: Oppia nitens
Lineage: Eukaryota; Metazoa; Arthropoda; Arachnida; Sarcoptiformes; Oppiidae
Product: HORMA domain-containing protein 1-like
Exons: 4
Coding region: 141-1304 (387 amino acids)
Source: RefSeq, a predicted model, not a curated record